Messenger RNA from Anneissia japonica, 452 nucleotides. RefSeq names its product galaxin-2-like. The transcript has 3 exons. The record is from RefSeq and is a predicted model, not a curated record. NCBI's taxonomy places the organism in Eukaryota, Metazoa, Echinodermata, Crinoidea, Comatulida, Comatulidae. Bases 34 to 420 code for a protein of 128 amino acids.
UGAACGGAUAACAAAUAUUGAAACUUAGCGAGAAUGAUUCGAGCAGCUAGUCAAUCGCUGGCUAUGUAUCGAUUAAAAAUGGUGCAACAAAUGUUGGUAUUGAUGAUGUUAGUUGUCUCUGGAGUAAAUGCAGGGAAAUGCGUAAUUGGUAAUACCUUCCAAAAUUUUAACGAGUACACCCAUACGUGUUGUGAUGGGGUUAUCUAUCAAAAACCCAUGGACGGAACUACCAACAUAUGCUGUGGCCAAGAGUAUCUCAGUACACAUGCCUUUAAGUGCUGUAAUGAAUUAAGGAGGCCGGUAUCUUCACCAGACAUGUGCUGCGGUUUACAUUGGUACAACCCUGAAACACACGGUUGCUGUAACAACAAAGUUUAUGACAAACGAACAGGUAAAUCGCUCGGAAUCUCUGUACUUUGAAAUGGUUUGCUUGUUUAGGUGCCUAUCUUCAA